This is a messenger RNA of Drosophila ananassae, 1073 nucleotides long. RefSeq lists its product as uncharacterized. The record is from RefSeq and is a predicted model, not a curated record. The transcript is spliced from 4 exons. The coding region runs from base 93 to 1010 and encodes 305 amino acids. Lineage: Eukaryota; Metazoa; Arthropoda; Insecta; Diptera; Drosophilidae.
AACUCUGGCAACGUUGCCGCGCUCCUUUUUAAGUGUUGGUAGCGGGAAAGUCCACGUCCUGGGUGGCCACACUAAACCCGGCUGAUCACAAAAUGUUGGAUACAAAAUUGACCGAUUUACCUGAUAUAAAAGCACCUGAUUUGACAUUUGAAGAAUUGACCCAAGUUCUGACGACCCUUCGUCCGCUUCAGCGGUACAGCUUUUGUGUGGAGGCUCAAAAAGAACAAGAUGUGGAGAAGCUGAAUAGAGGCUUUGUUAGGAUGCUAUAUAAUGAGCUGAGCUUGGAAGAAGUCGUCUCACUCUAUUCGGCAUCCAUUCUUAUGUUUGUGCUGAGGGAAGGUGGGCAGGUUAGACCAUGGCAUCAUCGACUAGAGCUGUUGAAUGGAAUAUUCAACUAUUCCGAUACUCUGAAACCGACUAUGAUACAUUAUGCGACGGUGGAAACGCUGAACAAUAUUAAACUGAUCAGUGCCGAAAGAGAAUAUUGCUACAUGUACUUGCUAGAGGCGAUUCCACACAUUCUCGUGUCUAGUGAUACUGGGAAGAUGAUUGCGCUUUGCCUAUUGCGAAGUGUCCUGGCCGACUAUUCCAACUCAACUAUUAUCCUUAACAUCUAUCGCAAUCUUUGGGAGGUUUGGGAAAUGAUCCAGCUAAUCAGCCAGGAUACGAUCCUCAAGGAGUGGUCACUGCGCAAGACUUACAUCCUUGUUAAGACAUUUUCUUUAAUAAUGGCCUCAACAGCCCUUUGCUCGUCCAAUCAGGGACUAAAGACGGCUGGCUACAGGGGUUUUGAUUUGCCUUCUGGUUCAUCGGAAUUCCGCAUCUGGUUCAAGAGUCUAAAAGACAGACUUGAUGAGAAAUACAAGGAACUCAAGAGCAAGGAUGGACUCAUGUUGGUUCGCUUUAUAGAGCACAACAUUAUCGGCCAUUUAAAGGAAACAGCCAACGAGUCUAUGUCUGAUACUGGUACCGAGGCGGUUGCCGAGACGGAAAAGGACACCACCGCCUAGUGAUAAAUUAUUUGUUAAUACUAUUUAUUAAUAUUAUAAUUCGAAUGUUUAAGAUAGCACAAA